AUGGCGACUAGGAGCCCUCAUUCCGUUGAGAAUGAGGACGAUCCAGCUCUAACGGAUUUUAAAUAUUCCAUGCAUGACGACGAGUCGCAAGAUGCCUCUGCAGACCCUAAGUCCUUGCCGAUGAAGAGGCGUCGCGUGGGCCGUGCAUGCGAUGAGUGUCGCCGGAAAAAGAUCAAGUGUGACGGCAAGCAGCCCUGCACUCACUGCACGGUUUAUAGUUAUGAAUGUUCGUACGACCAACCGUCGAAUCGCCGACGGAAUCCUCCCCCGCAAUAUGUCGAAGCGCUGGAAGCCCGCAUGCAGAAGGCCGAGGCUCUGUUGAGAACUGUCCUCCCGAAUGUCAAUCUGGACGACCCGCAAUUAGACGUACAUGCGACAGAACAGAAAUUUGUUGCUGCCCAGAAGGAAAAACAAGCGACCGAAGAGGCCAAACUCGCAACCGGACCGGAAGAGCCUGCGCCAGAAGCGGGGGAUGAGGGGCUCCUCGAGACCAUGGUUGAUAAUUCGGGCUGUUUAGAUCGCGACGACCAAGGCCAUUGGGAUUAUCACGGACACACAUCGGGAAUCAUAUUUGUGCGCCGACUGCGCAAACAGCUGGGGGCCGUUGAAAUGACAGCGCCAAUGGGAAGAUCGCGCGCCUCGAUCACUGGGCAAAUGAUGGGAAGUCCCAAGUCGUUUUCUGAAUCGCCUCAGGAUACAACUUUACCCCCCACCCACGAUCUGCCCCCACGGGAGGUUGCUCGUCGCCUGUGUCACAAUUCGAUCGACCACGCCUGUUCGCUUAUGCGGUUUGUCCAUGAGCCCUCGUUCUUCGCAAGUUUGGAACGCAUCUACGACACCCCUCCAGAACAAUUCACCAACGAAGAGAACUCAUUCUUGCCGCUCUUGUAUAUCGUUAUCGCUGUCGGUUGUUUGUUCUCAGAAGACGGGCAAGGACAAGGUACCCUCGAUCUAUGUGGCUACGAAAAUGCCAUUGGGCAAGGAUUCCAAUUUUUCAAGGCUGGACGACAACUUUUAGAGAUUACCGAUUGUCGCGACUUGCCCUCUCUUCAGGCAAUCUGUUUCAUGGUUCUUUUCCUUCAAUCUUCCGCCAAACUAAGCACGUGUUAUUCCUAUGUAGGAAUUGCGCUUCGUUCGGCGCUUCGACUGGGUCUCCAUCGCAGUGUUGCGGCAGACUUUAAUCCCAUUGAGCGGGAACUUCGAAAGCGCAUCUUCUGGGUCGUGCGCAAGAUGGAUGUCUACGUUAGCACACUGCUGGGUCUCCCUCAAAUGUUGAGUGACGAUGAUAUUGAUCAGGAGUACCCAAUUGAGGUCGAUGGAGACUUCAUCACUACGGAAGGAAUCACCCAACCGCCAUCCAAUUACACGCCACUGAUGGCAGGAUGCAACGCGCAUACCCGUCUUUCGGUCAUCAUUCUGAAGGUGGUCAAAUACAUCUAUCCGGUUAAGAAUGCUCGCUACCGCUCCAAAUCAGACCAAAGGUACAUGGUCAGCCAUUCAAAGAUUCGCGAAAUUGAGCGGGAUUUGCAAAAUUGGAUGGAGGAGUUGCCCCCGGCCCUGCGACCGGGUACGGAAGUGUCACCCCAGUUAGAACGUGUCCGACAAUUGCUCCGUAUCAGCUACGCCCAUGUACAGAUGGUGAUGUACCGUCCGUUCCUCCACUACGUAUCCGGGGGCUCACAAGCCAGGGGUGUGGACAAGAGGUCUUAUGCUUGCGCUGCUGCAUGCGUUAGUGUGUCCAGAAACAUCGUUCACAUCACCACUGGCAUGCAGAAGAGAGGUCUGCUCAACGGAUCGUUCUGGUUCACCAUGUACACGACUUACUUCUCUAUCCUUUCCUUGCUGUUCUUUGUCAUCGAAAACCCGGAUUCUCCUACCGCCAAGGACGGCGUCCUGAAGGAUGCCAUGGAGGGCAAGCACACUCUAGCCGGGCUGGCCAAGAAAAGUUUGGCCGCCGACCGGUGCUCUCAGAGCUUGAACUGUCUCUUCAAGACCCUACCUGAGAUGUUGAAAAAUCGCCAGAGCUCUAAACCUCCUGUCAACCGCAAGCGGGCCGCACCAGACCACACCUCGGGGCCCGAACCUAAGCCCCUGGCAGAGAAGACGCUGCCACAUCGAUCAAGUACCUUCCCGACGCAGAUGAUGCAACAGCAAAUUCCAAGAGACACACAUAAUCGCCGCCAACAGAGUCUGGACAAUGCCCAAAUCAACAAUCGUUCGACCGAUGCUAGUAAUCAAUCUUCAUGGGUCUCCAAUACGCCGGAGCUGUUGACAGAAACUAUGACUACCCCGGAGCAUAUCUCUUCAGCCGGAUCGAUGAACCCCUCCAUUUCCAGUCAAGACCCAUCAAGCCUAGCAUGGGCACAGCAAUUCACCAACCCCGCCAAUCUUCCGGAUCUCAUGCCUAUGAUGUUCCCAUCUGACGAUCCAUUCGCAUAUCCCACACAGCCCAUGUCCACCUUGGAAGAUGAUCACUUCCGCCACGAGUCCGGACUCCCAUCACAGUAUCCUUUCGAUUCGUUACAGGGUACAGGCAUGGGCCCAACAACCCCAGGCGAUCACAGCGUCGGAUCUUCCACUCCACCAUUCGACCUCACAAAUCUCUCGAACUUCUCAAUCGGACAUAACCAGGGGUACAAGCCACCAGUCCCAAGUCACCUCCGCCCCUCUCAUUCCCGAAGUUCAUCUCGCAUCCAGUCUCCUAUCUCCCAAAGCCAAUCCUCAAUCGACGCAUUAGGUAGUCCAGACCUGGUCUCCAUCCCGAAUCAAAACUUCGUCUGGCAAAGUUACAACUUCCAGCCCAGCGACCCGAAUCAAAUGGCUGCUGAGUCUGUACCACAUCCACCAGAGAUGUCAGACCCGAACCGGAUGCAGAAUGAAGUCCCAGAUAUGAAUGUUGGCAUAGAUGAGAACAUGGGCAUGAAUAUGGACUUGGGGAUCUCGUUUGAUGAUCUUUUCGGCAACAAUGCUGCUUAUCGACCUGGCAACGCUUCGAAUGACGAGUGGACUCAGUGGAUGAAUACCAACACCUGA
This is a messenger RNA of Penicillium salamii, 3033 nucleotides long. Lineage: Eukaryota; Fungi; Ascomycota; Eurotiomycetes; Eurotiales; Aspergillaceae. The record is from the annotation of a GenBank genome assembly.